UUUGUUAAAUUCUGUUGGUUUGUUAUGUGUGGAGCAUCUUGUCACAAUGCGUUGUAAUUUUAGCCUGACUUGUGCGCUUCCAGUUGUAGUGAGCUAAAAGUACAAAGAAUAACCGCCUCGACAAUGGGAUAACGUGGAAGUGAACGAGAGCGUGGCGUGGUGGAGGUAGCAGAGUCGGCUAGCUAGCAUGCUAACAGCUAACAACAAUGAGACGUAUUUGGCGCUCUGGCAGGCAGAAGUUUGAAUAUAAUGGUUUCUGCCAUAACACUGACCAACAAACAGACUAUGUUUGGCUUUCACAAGUCAAAGAUCUACCGGAGCAACGACGGCUGUUGCAUCUGCAAGACCAAGUCCUCCAGUUCACGCUUCACGGACAGCAGUCGAUAUGAAGAGACCUUCAGGCUCUGUUUUGGGCUGUCAGAGGAUCGCGUUGGAGACAUCUGCAACGCCUGUGUGUUACUGGUGAAGAGGUGGAAGAAGCUGCCUCAUGGCUCCAAGAAGAACUGGAACCAUGUGGUGGAUGCCAGAGCUGGGCCGGGCUUCAAGGUGACAAAACCCAAGAAGAUCAAGAACAGUGAUGGGAAGAAGAAAAGCAAACUAAAGAAGCUUCACAAGUUAAAGAGACAAACAGACUCAGAUGCCCACAGCACAACAUCCAGUGUUUCUCCUGCCCAGUCUCCCAGUUACAGCAACCAGUCAGAUGAUGGUUCAGACAUCGAGUCCAAACAAAGACGCUCAACUCCUUCCAUCUUCUCUUUCUUGGAUCGUUCCUACUGGAAAAGGCAAAAGGUGUGCUGUGGGAUUGUCUACAAGGGGCGGUUUGGAGAGGUGAUUAUUGAUCCACGACUUUUCAAGCCCUGCUGCAGUUCCAAAAAACAGAAGACACUGGUGUCCACACAAGUGGCCACACACCUUCCAGACACACUUCCUCCUCAGCUCCCACAAGAUGUUCAAGAAACCUGGUGAUUGCUUUUGUUGAAUCCCCCUGUAGGGUUAUCCAUGGCAUCCACCUGGAUUUGUCUCCAGUGGCAGACCUCCCAUUCCCACUCCCCCUGUUAGAUCAGUUAGUUAGAUAUUUCUUUUCUACGUAAUUCCUUUUUUUAUAUGGGCAUUUUUUAACUUUUGUAUAGAGUUCAGUUUUUUCUUUUUUCUUUUUUUUUCCUUUUUUUUUUUUUUAAAAAGUAAAAAGAAAAAAAAACUUCUUAUGGGCAUUAGUGUUAUUUAUAGGAUGAGGAGAGAAAUUUCGUUGAGGCUCCAUUUCUGAUUCUAAAUUGUUUUUGGUUAUUUUGUAUUACAUGAUCAUAAAUAUUCUGUCACUUUUUCAUACAUAUCAAGGCUGUUCUUUUUUUCAUAAUUUGUCAAAUUGUAAGUGUGCAUAUGAAAGACACCAGCUAUUUCUAAUACCAGCUUUUGUGUGUGUGUGUGUGUGUGUGUGUGUGUGUGUGUGUGUGUGUGUGUGUUGGAGUGACUCUUCAACAAGUUGCUGCAAUGUUUUGUCCUUUGUUCGCUCGAUAUGUGCAAAUGCGCGAGGCUGUAAUAUUUCUAGUACACGGAGGGCUGUAGUUGACACCAGGGAUCAUUAGUACAACUGUCCUCAAUGAAUUGAGCUUUUAAUGUAUGUGUAGAUGAGAACGAAUAAUCUGACAUUUUCACAGUUUAAGCAUGCCAUGAGUUUGAAACACUCCAUUGUAAUUUGUUCAGCAGUUUGUGCACAUUGACUCAGAUAGACGUGAUUAGAACAUGCAUGCAGUACAUUCCUCUGCCUUUCUGGAAUGACAAAAGCAAUGUAUUUAUUUCUUUUGUACAGGCUCCAGUGAAAUGACAAUGCAUGUUGUAAAGCAAAUGUUUUUUAAACGGAUUUUGUAAAUACACAGUGUUUUGGCUCUUGGUACAUCCAAACCUUUUUAAAUGACAGGAAUGGCAAACCACUACUUCUGUUUAAAAAAAA
Messenger RNA from Xiphias gladius (swordfish), 1948 nucleotides. RefSeq names its product SIN3-HDAC complex associated factor, like (gene sinhcafl). The record is from RefSeq and is a predicted model, not a curated record. The transcript has 6 exons. Gene Ontology annotation, biological process: negative regulation of cell migration. The coding region runs from base 250 to 966 and encodes 238 amino acids. NCBI's taxonomy places the organism in Eukaryota, Metazoa, Chordata, Actinopteri, Istiophoriformes, Xiphiidae.